AUGCAAAGAUAAUUAAGAAUUGCCACUCGAUCUUCAGCCUUAGCUAUGGCUUAAACAAAUUAUGUAAUUUCAGAAUUGAAACAAGAAUGUGAAAUAAUUAAAGUAUCGAAUGAGGUGGGCGAUGUGAAUUUAUAAGAUCCAUUAUAUUAAAUGCCUACAGUAGGUGUAUUUACAAAGUAGGUAGAAUAGUAUUUACUUGAGUAGAAGGCGGAUGUUGCAGUACAUUCCUUAAAAGAUCUACCCACAAUAAUAGAUGCUUAAUUGCACUUAGCUGCAUAUACAAAAUUUGAAUAGAGAGGAGAUGUUGUGUUACUGAAUAAAAAAUACAAUUAUAAGAGUUUGAGUGAGUUACCAGAUGGAUUAAAGGUUGGAACAUCAUCACUAAGAAGAAUAGCAACAAUUAGAAGUAGAUAUCCAAAAUUAAAUUUAAUAAAUAUAAGAGGAAAUCUAAAUACACGCAUAUAAAAAUUAGAUGAAGGAUAGUAUGAUGCCAUCAUUCUAGCAAAAGCUGGUAUUCUGAGAUUAGGUUUAGCUGAAAAGAUUUCUUUUGAUUUAGAUGAGAAAGAGUUCCUUUAUGCACCAGCAUAAGCUGCUUUAGGGAUCUAAUGCAGAAAGGAUGAUUUAGAAACAAUAGGAAGAUUAUAGAUUUUGAAUGACACAGAUGCUCAAAAGAGAUGUGUGGCUGAAAGAAUGUUUCUGAAUUUAUUAGAAGGUGGAUGCAGAUUACCUAUUGCAGUAUAUAGUGAAUGUAGAGAAGAUGGAUAAGUGUAUAUUAAGGGAAGAGUCUUGGCUGUUGAUGGUAGUAAAGUAAUUGAAGAUGAGGCAUUAGAUCAUUUUGAAAUUGUUGGAUAGAUAUUGUGUGAGAAAAUAAAGGUUCUUGGGGGUGUUGAAUUAAUUGAAAGCUUAAAAUAAUAAAAAUGA
Messenger RNA from Paramecium tetraurelia, 921 nucleotides. RefSeq lists its product as uncharacterized. The record is from RefSeq and is a predicted model, not a curated record. Gene Ontology annotation, molecular function: hydroxymethylbilane synthase activity. Gene Ontology annotation, cellular component: cytoplasm. Lineage: Eukaryota; Ciliophora; Oligohymenophorea; Peniculida; Parameciidae. Gene Ontology annotation, biological process: heme biosynthetic process. The transcript is spliced from 2 exons.